Messenger RNA from Antechinus flavipes (yellow-footed antechinus), 2633 nucleotides. It is a transcript of the gene TMEM192, whose product is annotated as transmembrane protein 192. Lineage: Eukaryota; Metazoa; Chordata; Mammalia; Dasyuromorphia; Dasyuridae. The transcript is spliced from 6 exons. Gene Ontology annotation, cellular component: lysosomal membrane; late endosome. The record is from RefSeq and is a predicted model, not a curated record. The coding region runs from base 164 to 979 and encodes 271 amino acids.
GGUCCGGGUGAGCCUGCUCGGGAAGGCGGGCAGGGGGCGGGACACGGAGUUUUUUUCCCUCUCUCUCACCCUCCCCCUACACCUUCCCGGAGCAGCUGCGGAGACUCGCAGGUGGAGACAGCGCGCCCCGCCGGCGGGGGCUUCGGCCUCGGGAGCCGCGGAGAUGGCUGCGGGGACCAGGUUGGAGGAUGGUUCAUUGGAUCUCACACAAAGUAUAGAAGAUGACCCCCUUCUAGAUGCUCAACUUCUGCCACAACAUCCCUUGCAUGUUCAUUUCAGACCUAGAUUCCAUGCCCUUCCUACUGUCAUUAUAGCAAAUCUCCUCUUGUUAAUACAUGUUGUAUUUGUUGUUUUAGCAUUUUUAACAGGUUUGCUUUGUUCUUAUCCUAAUCCAAAUGAGGACAAAUGCCCAGGAAACUAUAUCAACCCAUUUAAAGUUCAAACUGUGAUUAUCCUUGGAAAAGUGAUUUUAUGGGUCCUUCAUAUGCUUCUUGAACGUUACAUCCAAUAUCACCAUAGCCAAGUGAGAAACCGAGGCUACAUCAUCAUCUAUAGAUCUACAAGACAUCUUAAAAGACUGUCGUUAAUGAUACACUCUACCGGCAAUGCCUUCCUGCUCCUCAUCCUGUGUAUCCAGCACUCCUUCCCUGAUCAUGGUCCCCUCUAUCUCGACUUUAUUCUGGCAGUCCUGGCCUUGGAGCUGAUCUGUUCCCUGAUAUGUCUAAUCAUUUACACAGUGAAAGUAAGAAGAUUUAAUAAAGCCAAACCAAGACCUGAUAUAAUUGAAGAAGAGAACAUGUAUGCAUAUGCCAAUAAUAGUACCUCAGAGACUGGAUUCAGGACUAGUUCCAGUAUAGAAGAAGUAGUUGAAAAGCAAGGAGAUAUAAUAGAAUACCUGAAACGACAUAAUGCCCUGUUAAGUAAACGACUACUGGCUUUCACAUCCCCUGAUGUCACUUCUCAGCCAAAUAGAGAGUGAAGUCUCCUACAUUUCAGCAUUUCUAGAAUAAUCCAAAUUAAAACGGUUCACCUUGGACUUUCUAAAAGCAAGCUUCUAGAAUUCAAUUAGGGCUUUUGCUGACUUAACUUUUUUGUUUUUUGGGGUUUUUUAAUAAUUUAUGUUGGAAACGAAUUUUGUUUUUAGGUAUUUGGACUUUUUCUUCAGUUAAUACAGCUAUAAGGCUUCUUCCAUAUUUGAAAACUCUGUUUCUAUAAGCAAUAAUUAAACAUAUAGGCUUACAGAUACCCAUUUUUUUCUUAGCCCUUGACAUAAGUUUGAAUUGGUUUAACUACUCAAUUUCUCUAAAGGUGUAAUUUCAGCUUCUCCCCUAUAAAUACAUCCAAAUUAAUUUAAAGCUUCUAUUUCUUAACAGCUUGCUUUUUAGUAAAGGUAGUUAAUCAUUUCAGAAUUUUCUAAACGAAUGAGUUUAGUAUAAAUGUGUUAAAAUUGCUGAAGCCAUUAUGAUUGUGUAAGGCAAAAAAGGACCCUCCGACCAUUUCUAUACACCUGCCUUGUGGUGCUCGGCAAAAACUCAGUUCACUCACAAUAAGGUAGUAAUUACAAAGUUUAAAACAUUAUUUCAUCGCUUUUUAUGAAAGGGACCUUAUGCAGCUGACAAAAAGUAAAUUGAAUUUGUUUCUCUAGUCUCAUCUUAAUUGGUAAUAUAAAGAUAAAGCCAAAUUACCAACCUGACACAUUCAGUUACUAAUAUCUCUCUAACUAUUCAAAUAGUCUAUGAAGGUGGUGAUUAGUCAACUGAAUUAUUUUCUCUCUGCUGGGUAUAAUUUUAGCUGACACAUUUGCCAUUGGUACAUUAAAUGUUUCUUUAGGAAAACCUGAAUUUUUUUUUUUUUUUUUUUUUAGGUUUGGGUGGGAAAGGAUUUUGUAUUGUUUUGGUUUUUGAUCGAGGCUAAUCUUGUGGGUAGAGGAAGAAUGGGUUUCUUCAGUGUUUUGGAAUAUAUUUAUAGAAACUUGUGUAUAUAAUAUAAUAUAUUAUGUAUACAUGUAUAUUUAUCUUUAUUUGAAGACUCAGAAUAGUUUAAUUAUACAUCACUUGCAAGGUGUGCAGUAUUAAGCUCAUCACUUUCAUAACUACUUUUUAAUUAGUGAAUGAAGUGAUGUAUCCUCUUAGGGUGAUUGUGUCACCUGCAAACAGUUCAGAGAGAGAAAAAAGUGUGUGUGUGUGUGUGUUAGGCUGAAAGAAAAAACUGUAGCUUCUGACUGGUUUAAGUGUGUCUGGGCCCUUUUUUAAACUCUAGAUUUUAUCUGGGUUUCCUGCUUUGUAUUCAUCAAUUUGUACCUUAGUGCCAUGACAUUUAUAGCAAGUAUCUUUAUCCUUCAUUCUAAGAAAAGCUAUUAAAUUCUGCCUUCAACUUUCCUACCAUUCUUUAAGGUAUGUAGAAGACAGAUUAUUUUGCACCUCAAUUUGGUAUUUGCAAUUCCAUUUUAAUCAUUUUGUAAGAAUUAUGGAAUAUGUUUUGGUUUAAAUAACAGAUAUGUUCUAGAGAUUUAUUUAGGAUACUCAGACUUUGAUAUUUGUGUGUGUAUGUAUGUGCCCGUCUGUACUUUGUUUCUAAACUGAAUUAUAAAUUCUUUGAAUUGUUAAAACAAUAAAUGCUACUGAAAAAGUUGA